ACAUCAUCUCCUCACCUCUUUCUCUCUUCAUCGCAAGCCGUUUCAGAGCGUUGUCGCAGCCGCAGCCGCAGCAGAGUCGCAAUGGCACCAAAAGCGAGAGUUCCCCGAAAGACCCGAAACCCAGAUCUGGUCCGUGGAGUGGGUAAGUACUCCAGGUCCAAGAUGUACCACAAGCGCGGUCUCUGGGCCAUCAAGGCCAAAAAUGGCGGUGCCUUCCCACGUCACGACGCCAAGCCGGCGGCUGAGGCUCCGUCGGUGAAGCCUCCCAAGUUCUACCCUGCUGAGGACGUCAAGAAGCCCCUGGUCAACAAGCACAAGCCCAAGCCCACCAAGCUCAGGGCGAGUAUUACACCCGGGACUGUGUUGAUUAUACUGGCUGGAAGGUUUAAGGGGAAGAGAGUUGUUUUCCUUAAGCAGCUUUCAUCUGGGUUGCUUCUUGUUACUGGGCCAUUCAAGAUUAAUGGUGUUCCUUUGAGACGUGUGAAUCAGUCCUACGUGAUUGGCACUUCCACCAAGGUCGAUAUUUCUGGGGUUAAUGUGGAAAAAUUUGAUGACAAGUAUUUCGGAAAGGCCGUGGAAAAGAAGAAGAAGAAGGGGGAGGGAGAGUUUUUUGAGGCAGAGAAAGAGGACAAGAAAGUGUUCCCACAAGAGAGGAAAGAUGAUCAGAAGAGUGUGGAUGCUUCGUUGAUAAAGUCCAUUGAGGCUGUCCCAGACUUGAAGACAUACUUAGCUGCAAGAUUCUCUCUUAGGUCUGGCAUGAAGCCUCAUGAGCUUGUCUUUUAGACAGUCAGCUCUUUUCUUACUUAGGAUACUUGUUCCCGUUCUUGUUUGUUUCUUUACUAUGAUUGUAUGUUCUGUUCACAUUGAGAUCCGAGAUUUUGUACUGAUCGGCAUUGCCUUGCAAGGGAUGUUAUGAUUUUCAUUUUGAUUUUCUGGUCA
Rosa rugosa (rugosa rose) is the source of this 939-nucleotide messenger RNA. RefSeq names its product large ribosomal subunit protein eL6z-like. Gene Ontology annotation, molecular function: RNA binding; structural constituent of ribosome. The record is from RefSeq and is a predicted model, not a curated record. Bases 82 to 783 code for a protein of 233 amino acids. Gene Ontology annotation, cellular component: ribosome; cytosolic large ribosomal subunit. NCBI's taxonomy places the organism in Eukaryota, Viridiplantae, Streptophyta, Magnoliopsida, Rosales, Rosaceae. Gene Ontology annotation, biological process: cytoplasmic translation; ribosomal large subunit assembly. The transcript is spliced from 4 exons.